Messenger RNA from Pipistrellus kuhlii (Kuhl's pipistrelle), 1778 nucleotides. It is a transcript of the gene CUNH9orf152, whose product is annotated as chromosome unknown C9orf152 homolog. Lineage: Eukaryota; Metazoa; Chordata; Mammalia; Chiroptera; Vespertilionidae. The record is from RefSeq and is a predicted model, not a curated record. The transcript is spliced from 2 exons. The coding region runs from base 56 to 760 and encodes 234 amino acids.
CCCUCCCGCUCCUCCCCGCCCAGCCCAGCCGUGUUUGCUUUCCUCCCGGAUCCAGAUGAAAGGGCUGCCCUGCCCGGGCCUGUGCCCGGCCCACUUCUGGCUGCUGGGGUCCUGCUUCAUGGCUGAGGGCGCGGGGGCGCGGGCCCUGGGGCAGGGCCCCCCGCUCAGCGUCCAGCUCCUGCGGGCCCGGUACCAGGACCUGAGGCAGCAGCAGAGAAACCAGGCAUACUGCGUGGUGCUCCCCAGAGGAGGGAACACGCCUGCUGCUGCCGAGUCCAUGGUCAGUGCCGUGUGGAUUAACAAGGAGCGGAGGCACUCGCUGUCCCCGGACCAGGCGGACCCCGCGGCCGCGGUGCUGCUGGAGGAGGCGGACGCCGGCUGGCUGCAGGUGCCCCGGUCUCCGUGGCACACACACCUGCAGAUGCACUGCUCCGUCCAGAGCCCCCACCAGGACGCCAGCCAAGGCCUGUUCCCGGGGGCUGAGCUGCGGCUUCCUCAGGACAGAGGCCCGGGCUUGUUGGAAAACAGGCAGGGGACUCCGCAAGAGGCCACGACCCCAGGGGCCGCCCAGCAGGAACAUCGGGUGGACGAUCCCCAGACCCAGACCCUGUGCUCCGGCCUACCCAAUGGCCUUCCGGGCCCUUCUCCCACAAGGAACCCACAACGGCCUGGGAAAGUAGCACACUACCCCUUCCCCCAGAGGAAGGCUCCCAGGAUCUCCCAGGCUGCCCGGAACCUGGGCUUGUACGGCCCACCCUGAAGCUCUGUCCUCAGCCACAUGCCCAGCCUGAGGCCAGCUCUGGUCUCAUCACAGGACCACAGGCAGAGCCCCGAGGAGGACCCCUAGCGAUGAGCAGAGCUGGCCUAACUCCCUGUAGGGAUUGUGGGAAAUGGACCCCGCAGUGGGCACGUGGUCUUGGCCUUCAGAAAAGAAGAGCUUGUCCGGAGCAGAUUGCUCACAGCCCCGGAGGAAAGAGCCUGUCCGAUCCGCGCAGCCGCUCUGCUCACACAAGAAGACACUGCUUCAUGGCCACGGAGCCCAGAGGCCCAUUCCCUAUGGAGGCCCAGGAGGACGCCGGCUCAGUCCCUAGAACAGGGAACCAGCUUGAAACAUAGAACAGGGACCCUGGCCAACGGAAUGCCAUAGCAGUGCCCGGGAGUCAACGAACGUGGAGAAUCUUGUUUCCCACAUCUUCUGGGGAAGAUGGGCUCUGAGAAUUGGCGUUCUCUGGUUACUCUGCCUGGAGGCCAGCUCACUUCCAAGUCACUGCAUUCACUUUAGUGACCACACCAUUUCAGCUUGAGCUUCCUGAAGUGUGGUCACCCUGGGUAAGGAGGGGCGGAACGAUGCCGAUGCCGCCGGUACCGCCUUGUGAGCCUGAGGGUCUUUAGGAAGGGUUGCUCCCCUCUCACCUCUCACCUCUCACCGAGACUGCACAUUCCAGUGUCAUCACAGACUUACUUCCUCCUGUCCUUCCCUUCCUCGCUCCCUUUUCCCCUCCUUUUUCCCUUCCUUUUUUUCCUUCCUUCCUUCCUUCCUUCCUUCCUUCCUUCCUUCCUUCCUUCCUUCCUUCCUUCCUUCCUUCCUUCCUUCCCUUCUACUUUUCUAGCUGUCUGUCAUCUCUCUUUUCCUCCCUAUCUCUCUCCUCUCUCCAAUUGCAUUAGUAAACAUAGUAAACAUUAUUUGCAAUCUAUAGUAAGAGCAGCCUGAGCAGAAGCAGCCAAAGAAAUGCUCCUGCUUAGAAAACGUGUGGAUCACUCAGCCUUCUGGGACCAUG